AUGUCAGGGACCUUGGAGGAGAGGUAUGAAAAGAAAAUCAAUCUCAACCUGACACGCUUCACACUUCCAAGUAAUUUCAGUAACUACGAAUAUGUUCGUUUUUUUGAAACGUUUAAAGACGUCAUUGGGAACAAGUUCUUAAGACCUGUGAAAAACUGGACAACUCCAGUCCAACUGAACAUCACGUUAACUCUGUAUGAGAUUAUAGGAGUGGAUGAAAAGACACACAUCCUUCAAACCUAUAUAUGGCUUAGGCAAUUUUGGGUCAAUGAGUUUUUGGUUUGGGACCCUGCUGAUUUUGGUGGACUCAACAAGGUGUCCAUACCGGUAGACAACAUCUGGCGCCCUGAUCUUUACGUCUAUGAGUUCGUUGAAGAAGAUUUGUCCCCCCAGAUCCCGUACAUGUAUGUGAGAAGCAGUGGUAGAAUCACCCACGAUAAACCCCUUCGCAUCGUCAGCUCCUGCAACCUGAAUAUAUUCUACUUCCCUUUCGAUAUUCAGACCUGCACUCUCUCCUUGGGACCAUUCCUCCACACAGCUAGCGAUAUAGUCCUGGGUCUCCACCAGACUUCAGAUGAAAUCACUGCGGAAUCGAAAGAAAACAUCCAGAAUAAAGGCGAGUGGGAACUGCUGAAUAUCGACGCUCAGACAACCACCUGGCAGAUGCAAGGGGAGAACUGGUCUAAAGUCAUCUUCAAGUUGAGACUGAAGCGCAGGCCCCUCCUCUACCUGGUAAACCUAGUGAUCCCCAGUGCUUUCCUCAUGGUGAUUGACCUCAUCAGCUUUUACCUGCCCGUGCACCAAAUCGACCGAGGAGCCUUUAAAAUGACCCUCCUGCUGGGGUACACCGUGUUCCUCUUGAUCAUGAACGACCUGCUGCCGAAUAAUGCAGGGGGGACCCCGAUAAUAGAAUUGGACCUCUCUGAAGAGUCCAAGCUGGUCAGCAGCCCGGAAGCCCAGUCCUCUCAGCUCAUCCAAAACCUCUUGACAAGCUUAUCCCAGGAUAUCCUGGUAAUCCGGAGCCACCUGGAUUACCGCAGCCUCCACGAGCACAAGCAGGAGGAGUGGAUCAGGGUCGCGUUCAUCUGGGACUGCUUCCUUUUCCGCCUCUACCUGCUUCUGCUUGUUGUCUUCUCUGUUAUACUGAUCUCCUCCUGGUGCAUGUGGUACAAAGCUUAG
Messenger RNA from Polyodon spathula (Mississippi paddlefish), 1179 nucleotides. Its product is annotated as 5-hydroxytryptamine receptor 3A-like. Bases 1 to 1179 code for a protein of 392 amino acids. Gene Ontology annotation, biological process: chemical synaptic transmission; monoatomic ion transmembrane transport; nervous system process. The record is from RefSeq and is a predicted model, not a curated record. NCBI's taxonomy places the organism in Eukaryota, Metazoa, Chordata, Actinopteri, Acipenseriformes, Polyodontidae. Gene Ontology annotation, cellular component: neuron projection; synapse; membrane. The transcript has 8 exons. Gene Ontology annotation, molecular function: extracellular ligand-gated monoatomic ion channel activity; transmembrane signaling receptor activity; neurotransmitter receptor activity.